AUGGCGACAAUACCUACCAACCCAACCUCAUCUACAAUAUUGGGCGCCGAUAUACGCCCACGUUCUGACGCUGGAAUAAACUCUUCCAGUGCAUGGACAGAGCAUUUGGAUCGCUAUUCAUUAUCAGAUGACGAGCCUGAGCCAACAGGUGAACUGCAGCCAAUUGAAGAGACCGCCGAAGCAGCGCGUGCGCUCUAUGACUUUGAAGGAAAGGUCGAAUUCGGGGAACUGACGGUCGAGGCUGGAGAUGAAUUGAAUAUCUUGAAGGAAGAAGCCGGUGAUGGCUGGAGUUUGGUGAGAAUGAGCUCUGGUGAAGUAGGGUUGCUACCUCAGGCAUAUUACACGGCGAGUACCGAUCGCUCGAUGCUCUGCACGACUAGUUUUCUUUCUGCACCGCUAGCCGUUCACGGGAGGAAGGAACCGUCUACCAGUACGAUCACCCCACAAGCACCUCUCCAGGAACAGUCAGCGCCGCUUUAUAUCAUCCCUCAGGAUAUUGGUGAAUGGACAAUCCCUCUCUCAAGUUUCCAGCAAAGCCUUCUCCGAGGCAAGAGUUUGAAUCGGUUCUCUGGGUUCGUGACGAGUGGCGCAGAAGAGUGGGUUCUCAAGGGCUAUGCCGAUCCAGCUGCUUCAAGUUCAUCCUCUUCACACCAGCGGAUCUCUACGGAAGACUCCAUCAACGAAGAUAACAGGCUCAGUAGACUUGGGUUUGGGGAAGCAGACAGGCACUAUGUUGACGCUGGUCCUACAUGGCAAGAGAAAGUUCCGAAGUUCCGAGUAUUGGUUCACUCACCUUCGAAACGCACGUCGGGCCUUUCAGGAGCAUAUACCGUGUAUAGUGUCACUUCACUUUUUUCUCCGACUACGGAUGAAUCUUAUGAUCCAUACAUCCCACCGAUCUCUCCUACCCGCAUAACAGUCCAACGGCGGUUUUCCCACUUCGUCAUGUUACACACUUCGCUGACUAGACGUCUUCCUGGAAUCGCGCUCUCACCACUUCCUGCGAAACAGUAUGCUGGGCGGUUCAGCGCUGAUUUUGUUGAGGCUCGUAGAGGCGAACUUGAGAGAUAUAUUGGGUGCAUUGUGAGGCACCCUAUUGCACGAUAUGCUGAAGUCGUCACGUCUUUUCUCGGUUGCGAAAGUGACGUGGAAUGGAAUCGGCUUAUGCCCCAAUUACUUUCAAUGCCUGCUGCUGGGCCAUCAUUCUUUGCACAUGUUUUUCAUCCCGCAUUUAACGUGGACGUGGAUGAUGCCACAGAAGCGACCGAUCGCUUCAGUCGUCACACCCUUGCAGUGGGCAAGGGCACACAGAACUUGAGAAAUAUUUUUGGUCGCAUUCGUGAAGCGAGACUGGAGAUGUCGAAAGCCGAACGAUUGUUGUCGUAUUCAUUGUUGUCCUUGAUUACGUCGAUACCUCUGUCUUCUGCUCCCCUGAUCGGGAUCAACGAGGGUGCUGAGGACACGCCUACACAAAGAAACGGCCUCUUGAACGAAGAAGGAGCUUGGUGUUGGCGUGAAGGCUGUCAAGAUUGUCUGAAGCUCACAAAAGCGAUGCAAAAAACAUCUGAUGCUCUGCAGAUUGCCGCAGACCUGUAUGACGAUCAUGCGCGGCGCACCCAGCUUGCGACUCAUGAAGCACUCAAGAGAGUUGCUCAUCCCUACCAAUCGUAUGAGGGAAUCAUUGAAACCCACCAAUCUACGGUCUCGAGAUAUAAAGAUGCACUCAAAAUGGGAAAGUCGAACGAUGAGAUGGCCGCACGCUGCGAAACCGUCUUGAAUACUACGAUGGCCGAGAUGGACACAUACCACGACCAAAGAGUGGAGGACUUCAGCACAAUAACCAAGGAGCACCUCGAUGGAGAAAUAAACUUUUACGAGCAGGUCCUGCACAGGUUGAAAGCGGCGCGAAGCACCUUCGACGCUCCGCGUUUUGACGAGCUGAGCAGGUCGCCGCGCCAACCUUCAAGAUACGAACGGGAUUUAGAAGCCCCGAAGCUAAAUCCUCCACCAUUGCCACAGCCCUGCCCUCAUGUCUAUGACUCAGCGCCUAUGAGACCAGUGAAUGCGGCAAUACAGGAGGGAAUCGGAACGCUACUGGGAAAGUCCCAGCCUGUUAGGAGUGGGAGUCUUUUGGGGAGAAUGUGGGCUGAAUAAAUUACCUGGUGCGAUGUCAAAGCUGUUACUUAUUACAAUUACUGACAGCUACAGUCAACUUGCAAAUUGGUCGAGCAGUGUGUUUUGAACAUUUUGCAUAUUAUUACACGGAAUGAUAUAUAAUGUGAAGUCCCCCCGG
This is a messenger RNA of Suillus clintonianus, 2293 nucleotides long. RefSeq lists its product as uncharacterized. The record is from RefSeq and is a predicted model, not a curated record. Gene Ontology annotation, molecular function: phosphatidylinositol binding; protein binding. The coding region runs from base 1 to 2154 and encodes 717 amino acids. The transcript has 8 exons. NCBI's taxonomy places the organism in Eukaryota, Fungi, Basidiomycota, Agaricomycetes, Boletales, Suillaceae. Gene Ontology annotation, cellular component: cytoplasmic vesicle; plasma membrane. Gene Ontology annotation, biological process: endosomal transport; endocytosis; plasma membrane tubulation.